AAAAACCUUAAAUUUGAAAAGAAAAAUUCAUUCUGUAUUUACUUUUUUAUUUUUGUGGACUGUUGAGAGUGUUUUACAUUUAUUAAUUGAAACGAAUGCAUGGAUUUUUAUGUUUUCAAAAAUUAAUAACGUCUGCAGUAAGAACAUUGAGUAAUUCAAAUAAUAGAGGGUUUCAUUGUUCACCUCUGAGAAUGGCAUCACGUCUUGAUAACGUUCCGCUGGUAGACAUCGAUACGUCUGGCGUCUUUAAAUAUAUAUUGUUAAAAGUUUACGAAAAAGUCACAAAUAAUCAGGAACCUGAAAUAACUAUAUUACGAGGGUACAAACGAUGUAAUUAUCAUUCCGAUAUUUAUGAAGAGGUACAAGCCAAACUUGCACCACUUGAUUGUGAACCCUUGGGUGGUGGAAGAAUCUCAUAUGAUCCACAAAGCAAAAAGAUUCACAUCUAUGGAUACUCUCAAGGCUAUGGUAAAGCAGACCAUGAAAUUGCCGCCAAACUAUUGAAGGAUGUUCUACCUGGCUAUGUUAUUACAAUAAGUGAUGAGGGGUACUAACUAUACCAUAAUAUGUCUUUUUUCCCCCGUGGAUUGGUACUGAGUGGAUAUGUCUAUAAAAUACUCCGUAAUGAAAAAAAAUAUUGAAUAUUUGUCUUUUAACCAUACAAUACCAGUAAAUGCACUUCAUUUAAUGAUCAAAAGAAAUUAUUUUUACUAAUUUAUUAUUUGCAUGUUACAGUAAUGUAGCAGCCGAAAAUCCUUGUGUAUGUGAAAAGUCUACAUAGUAAAAUUUGAGGAAUUUUGUAAAUUACUUAUAUAAUAAAAUGCAUUGAAAGUCGUAAA
Leptidea sinapis is the source of this 839-nucleotide messenger RNA. Its product is annotated as 14 kDa phosphohistidine phosphatase-like. Gene Ontology annotation, biological process: peptidyl-histidine dephosphorylation. Gene Ontology annotation, cellular component: cytosol. Lineage: Eukaryota; Metazoa; Arthropoda; Insecta; Lepidoptera; Pieridae. The record is from RefSeq and is a predicted model, not a curated record. The transcript is spliced from 3 exons. The coding region runs from base 96 to 554 and encodes 152 amino acids. Gene Ontology annotation, molecular function: protein histidine phosphatase activity.